AUGCAGUACCCGCCGGCGGCAAUGGUGAUGCAGCACGGGAUGAUGCCGCCGGCGAUGCAUUACAUGUCCCCGCACUACGUGCCCUACCACCACCACCACCACCUCCCACCGCCAAUGGCGCCGCCGCCGCAUGGAGGGAGGAGCAACGGAGGGGGCUCUAAUGAGGAGAACAACACGAUCUGGGUGGGCGAUCUUUAUGGCUGGAUGGAUGAAGAUUAUCUCCGUAACUGCUUUGCUUCCACUGGAGAGGUGAAAUCCAUAAAGGUGAUCCGCAACAAGCAGACAGGUAUAUCUGAAGGAUACGGUUUUGUGGAGUUCUCGUCCCACUCAGCGGCCGAGAAGAUCCUUCAGACUUUCUCUGGCCUGGCUAUGCCCAACACCGACCAGCUCUUCCGCCUCAACUGGGCUACCUUCAGCAUGGGUGACAAGCGCUCCAACAACACAAUCAAUGGCAAUGGAAACAGCACCAAGGGCUCCGAUUUGUCCAUCUUUGUUGGUGACCUGGCAUCUGAUGUCACAGAUGCCCUCCUUCAUGAGACCUUCUCAAGCAAGUACCCGUCCGUCAAGGCUGCCAAGGUCGUGGUCGAUGCCAACACGGGCCGCUCGAAGAGUUAUGGUUUUGUUAGGUUUGGGGAUGAUACCGAGAGGUUGAAGGCUAUGACGGAGAUGAAUGGCGUUUACUGCUCGAGCCGGAAGAUGCGCAUAGGGGCUGCCACACCCAGGAAGUCGCCUGGUUACCAGCAGCACUACUCGGUCCAAGGUGGAUAUCCGAAUGGUUUCUCGGCACUGGGUUCUCGGUCUGAUGGAGAUUCUGUGAAUGCAACAAUUUUUGUUGGAGGACUUGACCCUAAUGCUACUGACGAGGAUCUCAGGCAGCCUUUCUCGCAAUAUGGUGAAAUACUGUCAGUCAAGAUACCAGCCAGAAAAGGAUGUGGUUUUGUUCAAUUUGCUAACAGAAAUGAUGCCGCGGAAGCCUUGCACCAUUUAAGUGGUACAACUAUCGGAAAGCAAACUGUUCGACUUUCUUGGGGACGCAAUCCGGCUAACAAACAGUCGAGAGCUGAUUUUGGAAAUCAAUGGACGGGCGCCUAUUAUGGCCCACCUUUCUUUGACGGAUAUGGAUAUGCUAUGCCUCACGACCCAAGCGUGUAUGGAGCCCCGUACACCCCAUAUCCCAUGUACGGGAGCCACCAACAACCAGUUAGCUGA
Messenger RNA from Striga hermonthica, 1209 nucleotides. The record is from the annotation of a GenBank genome assembly. Lineage: Eukaryota; Viridiplantae; Streptophyta; Magnoliopsida; Lamiales; Orobanchaceae.